Messenger RNA from Malurus melanocephalus (red-backed fairy wren), 976 nucleotides. It is a transcript of the gene BTC, whose product is annotated as betacellulin. The coding region runs from base 6 to 548 and encodes 180 amino acids. Lineage: Eukaryota; Metazoa; Chordata; Aves; Passeriformes; Maluridae. The record is from RefSeq and is a predicted model, not a curated record. The transcript is spliced from 5 exons. Gene Ontology annotation, biological process: positive regulation of mitotic nuclear division; positive regulation of cell population proliferation; epidermal growth factor receptor signaling pathway.
CGCGCAUGGAGGCGGCGGCGGCGGCCCCGGCCCCGGGCGGCGGCCCCGGUACCCUGCUGCUCUGCCUGGCCCUCGCCUCCGGCUUGGCGUUCUUCAGCUGCGUGGGCGCCGACACCAACGUGACCGCGGGCCACGGCACCGAGGGGCUCAGCUGCGACACGGCCAAGGGAUGCACAGGGAACGGGACGCAGCUGCGGCGGCAGAGCCACUUCUCCCGGUGCCCGGASGAGUACCAGCACUACUGUGUCAAAGGGAGGUGCCGCUUCGUCGUGGCCGAGCAGGCACCGGCGUGUGUGUGCGAGUGGGGCUACACCGGGGCUCGCUGCGAGAGCGUGGAUCUGUUCUACCUGCGAGGGGACCAGGGCCAGAUCGUCAUCAUCUCCCUGAUCGCCGCCAUUGUCACCCUCAUCAUCCUCAUCGUCGGCAUCUGCCUCUGCAGCCACCACUGUCGGAAGCAGCGUAGGAAGAGAAAGGCAGAAGAGAUGGAAACCUUAAACAAGGAUUCGCCUUCCAGAARCGAAGACGUGCGGGAAACGGGCAUYGCGUGAAGGUGCAGGGGGCCGGGGGGGCUCAACCGAGCCGGUGUGACCGGAGCCCCGCACUGGGGCGGGCGCUGAGUUCCUCGGGCUCCGCUGUCUCCGCAGGAGCUCCCGGUACCUGCGGGCGGGUCCCGGACGGCAGCACCGGCUGGCUCCACGGGCGAGGGCGAACACGCGCGGCGGCUUGAAUAAAGGGGUGACGGAAAGCUGUCCCCGUGUCGCCAAUGUCCUUGCGGGCACGGGCGCCGCUACCGCCGGGGGCUGCGCUGCCGCGCCGCGUCCGCCAGACGGCGACACCCGCGGGACCGCGCCACAACCGCGCCACAACCGCGCCACAACCGCGCCGCCGUCCCGCUCCGGUCCCGGCUCCGGGGGCUCUGCCGGGCUCGGGGUCCCGCUCCGGUCCCGGCUCCGGGGGCUCUGCCGGGCUCGGGGUC